AUGGCCCUGCCGAGUCAGUGCUUGCGGGAGCUGCGGGGACUUCUGUACCCGCUGAAGGACCCAGUGGAGGACGACAAUGACUGUCUCCACGGGGGUGCGGAGGAGGAUGAAGACCCGGUGUUUGUGGACGCCGAGGAGCUCUGCAGUGGGGGCAUAAAGGCUGGCUGCCUCCCGGGGCCCCUUCGCGUUGUCAUUUGUGAUGAAACUACUGGAGAGAAAUGCGAAGUGUUCGGACGUUUCCCGCUGGUGGGCCCUUGGUGGCGAGUGAAGGUGCGCGUGACACCGGUGGGGAAGCGCUAUCACACUCAAGGGUCCCCAUCCUACUUCUUGCAGACUGAUAUGUCGCCACCAAAUCAAAAACACAUCUGCUCCCUGUUUCUUCAGGAGUGUCAGGCCCCCAGUGAGUUUACAACUCACUUUUUAAAAUGGGUACAGGAAGUAUCAAGCUAUCAGGACCUAAAUUUCGAAACUAUUAGAGAAACAUUAAGGACUUUUCACAAGGAAAGUGAAAGGAAACAUAAAAAGAAAGCAGCACAGAAUGAACAGGAAGAGCCUGUAUCAGACUCCGAGACGAGUCUUCCGCUGGAGAGUACAAUUCCGUUUACAAAUGCUAUGCAAGCUUUGCAGUUUCCGAGAGUAAUGGAAUUCCUUCCAGUUCUCCUGCCUCGCCACUUUAACCAGCUCGUAAACACAGACUCCACCAUGCUGUUGGAAAAGAUAGAAGAGAUUCUGAGUGCAUGUCCAUGGAAACUUGGAUUUAGUAAAGUCACCUAUAGGGAGCUGAGACUGCUGCAGUGCGAGGCAAGCUGGGCUGCCUUUUGCCAGUGCAGCGCUCUCCUCCAGCUGAUGACGGCUCUCGAGAAGAACGCGCUAGUGAUAUAUUCUAAGCUGAAGGAGAUCUGCAGAGAGUUUGGGCACACGUAUAUCGAGGAACUUGACUUAAGGUCUGAGUUGCCAAGCCAAAUAUCUUGUGAUGCCGUUUGGCAGUCGCUGAAGUUUUUGAAGGACAUUGGUGUGGUGACCUAUGAGAAAGGCUGUGUCUUUCCUUACAACCUUUAUCAGGCCGAAAGAGGCAUCGCCUCGUCCAUCAGCCACCUGAUGAUGAGGCCUCCGUGGCGCCUGCACGUGGAUGUCCGGAAGGUACUUGCGUCUCUUGCUGUCCCCAAACCUGAGAAUUCAGAAAGUGGCGACGGGUUGAACGACAGUCAACUGGAUGAAGCAAGAUUAGAAAAAACUCUGCACAUUGGAGACACAGGGGACAACUGCGACCGUGAUGGUGGUGACAGUGAACUCGCUGCAGAGGUGCACGAAGUUCAACUGGAUCAGGAUCAAGUGAUUGCUCUGGAAAUGAUUUGUGCGAACGCAGUGACCGUCAUAAGUGGGAAGGGUGGUUGUGGAAAGACCACAAUCGUCAGCCGCCUCUUUAAGUAUGUCGAGCAGCUGGAAGAAGAGGAAGUGAAACAAGCCUGUGAAGAUUUUGAGCAAGACCAGGGUGGAUCGGAAGAAUGGCUGACCUUGACUGAGCACAGCCAGGUGGAGGGGGGCAAGGCUAUCGAAGUCCUACUUACAGCGCCCACAGGCAAAGCGGCUGGCUUAUUGCGGCAGAGGACUGGUCUUCAGGCGUACACGCUGUGUCAGGUCAAUUACAGCUUCUACUUAUGGGAAAAAAAUAAAACAACAAAGAAUAUCCCGUGGAAAUUUUCUUCAAUUAGAGUUCUAGUUGUGGACGAAGGGAGUUUAGUGUCUGUUGGAAUCUUCAAAUCGGUUUUAAACUUACUCUGCGAGCACUCCAAGCUAGCCAAGCUCAUUAUCCUCGGCGAUAUUAGGCAGUUACCCAGCAUUGAGCCUGGCAACUUGCUGAAAGAUCUCUUCGAGACUCUUAAAUCGAGGAAGUGUGCUGUUGAACUGAAGACAAACCACAGAGCCGAGUCUCAGCUAAUUGUGGACAAUGCGACAAGGUAUGACGGCACUAGUUUAUAUUCUGUGGUUGGAACUUUACUCCAAGAAAAGGACCUGAAAACUGAUAGGACUUCCCAAUUUAUUGCAUUUAGAAGGCAAGACUGCGAUGUAAUCAACCACUGCUGUUGUAAGCACUACACAGGCCACAUGAUCAAAGACCAUCAGAAUAGACUUGUGUUUGGAGUUGGUGAUAAAAUUUGUUGUACCAGGAAUGCCUAUCUCUCUGACUUACUCCCUGAGAAUGCCUCUGAAGAUCGGUCCCCAAGUGAAGACCUGGGUGGCACCUCUCGUGAUUUUGCUAAAAAUAAAAAGGGCAACUUUGAAAGCGAUAUUCGACUAUGCAAUGGAGAAAUAUUUUUCAUAACAGAAGAUAAGACUGAUCUGACUAUUGGAAAGAGAAGAUAUCUGACCAUUAAUAAUUACGCUGGCUUGGAAGUCACCGUGGAUUUUAGAAAACUAAUGCAAUUUUGUCGCAUACGACAUUCAUGGGCAAGAACUAUUCACACAUUCCAGGGCUCCGAGGAGCAGACAGUCGUGUACGUGGUGGGGAAGGCGGGCCGCCAGCACUGGCAGCACGUGUACACGGCGGUGACCAGGGGCCGCUCCAGAGUGUACGUCAUUGCAGAGGAGUCGCAGCUGCGGCGUGCCAUCAGGAGAAACAGCGUCCCCAGAAAAACACGCCUGAAACACUUCUUGCAAAGCAAUCUGCUCGCCAUGAGCCGUGCGUCUCCAACCCAGUCUCCGUCCCAGCCCAGCAGCUCCGGGGAGGGUGGAGGGGCCUGCACACCGCUGACGGCGUCCCCGCACCCUGCCGACGGCGCCGCCCCGAGCAGGGCCUCGAUGUCCAGUGACUGCGUGUUCGCUUUUGCUGACGGAUGGCGCUCACCUUCAUGGCAGGAGAUGGAUACAGACGAGAGCCCGUCAAAAGCACACGGGUUCAAAAGAACCUGUGCUGUGCACGUGGAUGAAAGCCCAAGCAAAGUUCGCAUGGUGGGACAGCCGUCGCCACAAGUAUCCUCCAGACUUCAGAAUAUGAGACUGAAUAAUUUAACACCCAGACAGCUUUUUAGCUCAGCAAAGAAUCAGGAAACUUAAAGUUUGUUGCAGGCUACUCCAAAGUAUACUCUGCCUGUUUCUGUUCAAGACCAAACGAAACACCAUACCUUCGAAGCAGCGAGAUAAAAGAAGAGGUCUAUCAGUGGAGUUUUAUUGGAAAGGAUUUGUAUUAGAUGUUUUAAACACAUUUUAAUCAAAGAAACCUGGAUGAUUUCAACAUGUGCCAUCAUGAGAAUUGGAGUAACACUGAACGUAACUGGAGGGGAAAAGAUGUUAUAUAUUUUUACAAAGCAACUUUGUUCUUUAAAAAUACACUUUUCUAGGAUAUCGGCUUAUUAACUGGCAUGAUCAUUGUGAUGAUCAUGGCCAGUGGAUUGAAGCAAUGACAGACAUCAACUGAUUGCAUCUGCUGACUUUAGGGUCACGUGUUACAGGACCCUAACGUGUUACAUGCCUUCCGCAGAGUGGUCAUCCGUCAGGAUUGCCCCGACCAGCAUUCCUUCCUGGUACUUCUUGGCCAUGCCUUCCAUACUGGGAGAAUCAAUUUGGAACAUACUGUAUUUGAGGGGCAGGGUGGAGGUGGGGGUGGAGAUCUCCGAGCGUUUUGAGUAUCUUAGAUUUUUAUUAUUGUUAGACAGUAGGGGCAAAUGUCUUAUCUCAUGUAUAAUAAUAUAACUCACUGUCAUUACAAUUUGCCUUUUAAAGUAUAUAGGUCAAUGGGUCUUAGUAUAUUCACUGAGCUGUGUAACCAUCAUAAUUAAUUUUAGAACAUUUUUUAUUUCCCCCCAAAAGAAGUCUUUAACUACAGUAUAGCCCUUGAUUGCCAUUUCCUCAUCUGUUCCACUCUAAACCAAAAACUAAACUCGAUGCCGUUGAGUUGAUUCCAACUCAUAGAACCCCAUAGGACAGGGUCAAGCUGCUCCUGUGGGUCUCCGGCUGUCACUCUCUACAGGGGUAGACAGCCUCCGCUCUCCUAUGGAGCAGUUAGCCCCUACUGUAUAACCACCUACCUAUUUUCUAACUAUGGAUCUGCCUGUUCCGGGCAGUUCAUAUAAAUGGAAUCAUAAACAUGAUUACUGGCUUUAUUACUGACUACUUUGACUUACUCCAUUUUUCAAAUUUUAUCUAUAUUGUAGCACAUAUUCAUAGAUGUCUGUGGAAAUGGCAUGGGGGCUACAUCUGACUCCACCAGCUACACAAAGGACAAUCCAACUCCACAUCUGCUCAAGAAUGGUUCUAUGAGGCAGAUGGCAGGCAUGCCUCUACCCUCCCCCCUCCUUUACCCUAUUCCGACACGAACCAUCCUUUCAAGGCAUUCUGCUUGUGGAUCUCGUACCCCCUGUGAUACUCACAGAACUCAUAGUCAGCCUGAUUGUGGGGGCAUAUUAGGGAAGUUUAACAAGUCAGAUCAGAAAACACUUAUCCACAGCAGUAUCUUUUCUCAGUCAUGCCAACAGGUACUUUUCUCUGUGGUCCUUGGCUUCUCCACCAGGAGGUCCCUUGGCCUUUGCCCUUCUUGGAUAGUGUCAUAGAGCUCCUUUAGCACCCAUUAAUGCCUGCAGGGCAUCCCGGUUUGCAAGCCAACCUCCGAACAGCACUCAGCGGUACUUGUUCUUUGGGCCCGGAAGCCCGCGCUCGGUCUCGAUCUCCAUGCUGCAGCUGCAGAUGGGCCUUCAUUUCUGAUCGUCAUAGGAGUCUUUCUUCUGCUUCGGAGAUGGCUGACCUUAUGCCUCCUGGGAUGGGAAAACUGACAACCCAAUAAGAUUUUGCUACAUCUUACAGGCAUGCUGCCACCCAGUUACUGGGUAAGAGUGAAUAAAGAUUAUAUGUAGAAGAGCCGUCACAAGCAAUUUCACUUUACUUCAGUUUUUUUUUUUUGUUUGUUUCUCGAUGGUAUUAUAUGGGUAUGCUACAUUUAUCCUUUCAUCAAUUGGUGCAUGUUGUAGCUAUUUCUACUUGAAUAUUUUUAUCAUGAAGGGGUGCUGAGUUUUGUCAAGUAAUUUUUAUCUGUUGAGAUAAUCAUGUAAUUUGUGUCUUUUCUAUUAAUAUGCGUAUUUCAUAAUUUUAGUUUCCUACAUUGAACCAUCCUUGUUUUCCUGGAAUGAAUUCCACUUGGUCGUAGUAUAAAAUCCUGUUUUGUAUGUUACUGUAUUUGGUUUAAGGAGCCCUGGUGCCAUAAUCGGGUUAAACAUUGUCCUGCUAAUUACAAACUCCACAUUUCAAACCCACCACUGCUCUGGGGAGAAA
Messenger RNA from Echinops telfairi (small Madagascar hedgehog), 5262 nucleotides. It is a transcript of the gene HELB, whose product is annotated as DNA helicase B. The transcript has 12 exons. The coding region runs from base 1 to 3054 and encodes 1017 amino acids. Lineage: Eukaryota; Metazoa; Chordata; Mammalia; Afrosoricida; Tenrecidae. The record is from RefSeq and is a predicted model, not a curated record.